Cricetulus griseus (Chinese hamster) is the source of this 500-nucleotide messenger RNA. NCBI's taxonomy places the organism in Eukaryota, Metazoa, Chordata, Mammalia, Rodentia, Cricetidae. The record is from RefSeq and is a predicted model, not a curated record.
GGGCUCAGUACACCAGAAUUUUGCGGACUUUACUUUUGUAACUGGAAAAAUAGUUGGAACCAGGCUAACGUUAAAAGGAGAAAUAGACUCCGGUGUAGCCAUCGACCUCACCAACAAAGCUUCCUUAGCUUUCCUACAGAGGCAUUUAGGACUUCAUAAAGACUUCAAUCAGUGGGACUCUCUGGUGGAAGGAAAGAACAAGAAUCUGAUCCCUGGGUCACCCUCUGAUGUAGUCAACCUGUCUCCGACUCUACAGAGCUCUCCAGGAUCACACACCCAGAAUUAGAAGAGCUGGUUACACAGUUUUCUUGUGAAAUUGAAAGAAACAGAGAGACAGAGAGGAAGAGAGAGAAUGGAAGAGAUAGACAGAUCUUAAUGUAUUUACCCAAAUGACCCAUUUUUAAAUGUACACUGUACUAUGGAAUAAAUGAUGGAUACCUGCACUAGGAUUUUUUUCCCAUGUAAAUGUAAAGAACAUAAAGAAGAGCAUAUAAAAAUCA